AUGCGUAAAACAUUACUAGAUAUAACACCCGACGAGAUUGAAAGGGAGUGGCAAAACUUUAAGCGCAAAUUUCGGACAAACCAAACGCUGAAGGUAAUGAAAGAUUACGACGAGGUUAAAAGGCGGGCAAUUUUUGUCGACAACUACCGGGCCAUCCGUAAGCAUAACAUGGAAGCAGAUAAUGGCAAACACACCUAUUGGUUGGGCUAUCUAUACCUCCCUCCUCCGUGUUCGCAAAAGUUUGCUUUGGCCGACACCCUCCUCCCCCAAGUGCGCACAGUUUAUUACAGUUGUAGUAUACAGUAUAAGCUAUACCUACAAAAUUCAAAUAUGAAUUACAAACUAUUACUAGUGACAAUUGUUACCAUGGUCAAUGCCGAUGAUGGUCCUUGGGUAGACUGCCCCGAUAACUACCCUAUUAGCGCACCAUGCUCAUAUAUACCACCUCAACUUGCCGGAGAAUGGUGUUACAUUGAAUGCAAAAACAACGCAAAUAUUACCAAAAUAUUAGGUGACUUAAGCGCUAAACUGCCGGCGGAUAAGAAAAAAUUCAUAUCCAUAGCGUUGGACUAUUUGACCGAGGAGGACCUACCGGCUCAGGCGUUUGCUGGCAUACAAUUCGAACUAAUCAGUAUUUUUGGUAGAAAUGUUAAGCGUAUACAUAAGCAGGCGUUCGCCGGCACAGGUGUUCAGAAAAUGCAGUUUAUUCACGCGGAAUCGCUCACCGAAGUGGUGUCCGGUGCCGACCACGAGUGGGAUCUGUUCGGUGCCAUACGUUCCCAACCG
Medioppia subpectinata is the source of this 786-nucleotide messenger RNA. The record is from the annotation of a GenBank genome assembly. Lineage: Eukaryota; Metazoa; Arthropoda; Arachnida; Sarcoptiformes; Oppiidae.